UUUAAGGGAUGCGGAUAAGUUAAUAUGAAUUAUUACUGGCCACUCGGUAGUGACACUAGUGGAGGUUCAAGGCCAUUAAAACUCAAGUUAGAAUCCAAAACAGAAUCCUCUAUAAUCAGAUUAAAGGAGAAUCACAUUAAGUUGAUUUCAUCAAGAAUCUCAGGCAAUCUUGAUAAAAUUAUAGAUUCUUUGAGUGAACAUGAAUUAAAUCGACUAUACUCAGAGAUAGGACCGAUUCCUACAACUGCAAAUGAGUUUUUUACUUUUCUUGGAUCCUUUAUCCCAUCUUUCUCUGAUCAGGAUAGACCAACAAUAUUGAUCGAUAAGUUAAAAAAUUAUUGUAAAAAAGAAGCACAACUCGAUCAUUUGGAACAUAUCAGAAAGGAUUGGGAACUUAUAACUCGGAUAACAAAUUCAAAUAAACUUGAGUCAUAUAUACCCCUUGUAAAAUUAGAAGGAAAGACUCUAGAGCCUUUAUUGAGUCAGUUAGAAAGGAAGAAUCACCUUUUAAAUGACAAAGAACAUGAUUUUAAAUUACUAUUUCCCUCCUCUGGUCCAGUCAGGUUGAAAAACUUUGUAAAAAUUCAUCAAGUUGGUCAAGGAGCUUAUGGAGACGUUUGGUUGGCAGAGGAUAUUGUAAAUAAGAAGCCGGUAGCUUUAAAGAAGCUGAAACUGAACGAGGAGAGGGAGGGGUUUCCAAAAAAUGCCAUUCGCGAGAUCUUGUUGCUGAACUCACUAAAACAUAAAAACAUUGUAAAUUUACUAGGUAUUUGCUAUUCUAAAUCUUACAGCACCUCAUUGUUAUCUGAUGGAUUGAGCAGUAGCAAAGAAGAACUAAACGAAGAUGACCAUAAGUCUAAAUUCAACCCUAAGAAUCCUGAUAAAUCAAAGUCAGCGUACGGCCAUACUCCAAGUUACAGCCGUAGGGGCAGUCACGAUAAAGGGAGGGAUUUUCAUAGGAGUCACAGGGAAGCCAGGAACAAACCAUCUAAUGCCGACCAAAACAAGAAUGAUGAGGAUAAGAACAAGAAUAAGAAUAGAGAUAAGGAUAAGAAAAAUGAUAGGGAAAACGUGUGGAUGGUUUUUGAAUACUUGCCAUUUGAUUUAAGUGGAUAUAUAGAGGCACUUAGGGACCCACAUGAGAAGUAUGAUAAACUCGCAAGGCCUUCAGUUUGGCUGAGUAUCGGGGAAAUUAAGACUAUAAUGCGUCAGUUAUUUAGGGCUUUGAAUUAUUGUCAUAAAAAUAAUGUUCUGCACAGAGAUUUAAAAACUGCAAAUCUACUCAUGGAUCAAGAUGGAGUGAUAAAACUGGCUGAUUUUGGUCUAGCCAGAUUCUUGCCUCAUGGGAAGGGCUUGUUAACCAAUAGGGUUGUUACUCUGUGGUACAGAUCGCCUGAACUCCUACUUGGAAGUGAAAGUUAUGAUUUCUCAGUUGAUUUAUGGAGUGCUGGGUGCAUAAUGAGUGAGUUGGUUUCAGGAUCACAUAUUUUUGCAGCUGAUAAGGAGUCUCUAAUUUUAAAACUGAUUUGUGAAUACUUGGGAUUACCUGACGAGGCAGAUUUAAAAUAUUUACGUACGCUUCCACUUUGGAACGAUAAGAAUUCAAACCCUCUGCACCCUGAAAGGAUAGGCUCCAUAAUAACUCGUCAAAGGGAGUUUGAAAAGAUUUUUACCAAGGUUAAUCAGCUCGGAAAAGAUGGCUGGGAUUUGCUUAAAACUCUCUUUUCGUGGUCUCCUUCCACUAGAAUCACUGCCAAACAAGCACUUCUUCAUCCCUGGUUUACAAACGAGCCUCUUCCGAAAUUAUUGACAAACCGUCAUAACAUCAAGGCAGCUCACAACUUCAUGACCAAGAAUCAACGCAAGCGUGAAAAUCUUAGGCCUUCUCAAAAAAGGCACGAAUAUGUAAAAUAUGCAAAUACUGGUGAUAUAAGAAAAGUCUUAAAGAAACAGCUCUCGAUAUCUUUGUAAAGUUAUUUAGAAGACCGGAAUCCCAACGAUUUUAAUUUUAAGUUUGGGAUGAACUCAUUAAAUUUGAAAAACU
This is a messenger RNA of Theileria parva strain Muguga, 2044 nucleotides long. It is a transcript of the gene CDKC-2, whose product is annotated as Protein kinase domain protein. The transcript has a single exon. Bases 25 to 1971 code for a protein of 648 amino acids. Gene Ontology annotation, molecular function: RNA polymerase II CTD heptapeptide repeat kinase activity; ATP binding; cyclin-dependent protein serine/threonine kinase activity. Gene Ontology annotation, biological process: positive regulation of transcription elongation by RNA polymerase II; protein phosphorylation. Gene Ontology annotation, cellular component: cyclin-dependent protein kinase holoenzyme complex; nucleus. The record is from RefSeq and is a predicted model, not a curated record. Lineage: Eukaryota; Apicomplexa; Aconoidasida; Piroplasmida; Theileriidae.